Sphenostylis stenocarpa is the source of this 708-nucleotide messenger RNA. NCBI's taxonomy places the organism in Eukaryota, Viridiplantae, Streptophyta, Magnoliopsida, Fabales, Fabaceae. The record is from the annotation of a GenBank genome assembly.
AUGCUUGGCGCUUCCAGACGCGUAGUUGGAUUCAUUCCUCGGAGGUUACUAUCAGUGCGCCAAGUGCAUGGAGAUGGGGAUGUCGAAGAGCUUUUACGGUUUCACAAGAGCAGAGGCCAACAUAUUCUCGUCAACCCUCGAAUUCUGGACACCAUUGUUCGCAAAUCCUCCAUAAAACCCAUAGACACUAUCCUUGAAAUCGGACCCGACACCGGCACCGGCAACCUUACCCUCAGGCUUCUCGAAGCAGCGCACAAGGUUGUAGCCUUCGAAAUUGAUCACCGCAUGGUCCAGGUUCUCGAGAAGUGUGUUCUUCAACGUGGUUUCAUAAAGAGCAGCAUGGGUUUCAACCAAAAGCAGUCAGAGGCGGUGAACAAGUUCUGCCGCGCGGUGAUUCUGAUAGUGGUGUAUGCGACGCCGAUAGGAGGAAUAAGUACUCUAAUGGGGACGGGUGUGAAUUUGAUAAUAAUCGGAAUGUGGAAGAGCCUCUUCCCGGAUGCGAAGCCAAUAAGCUUCAAUACGUGGUUCUUCUAUGGGUUCCCUGUGGCUAUUCUCAUCCUCAUAUGUUUUUUGGUGCCUAAUCGGGUCGGGCUUUGUCUUGUUAUUUGGAUAGUUCACGCACUUGAUGAAAAGGCUAGAGCUUACUACAAUUUGGAGGGUCUUUGGACCCCGGGGACAAUUCAAAAUGCACCUAAUGGAGAUUUGUGA